Messenger RNA from Ahaetulla prasina, 7240 nucleotides. RefSeq names its product polyhomeotic homolog 1 (gene PHC1). Gene Ontology annotation, cellular component: nucleus; PRC1 complex. The transcript has 15 exons. Gene Ontology annotation, molecular function: zinc ion binding; protein binding. The record is from RefSeq and is a predicted model, not a curated record. Lineage: Eukaryota; Metazoa; Chordata; Lepidosauria; Squamata; Colubridae. The coding region runs from base 3453 to 6434 and encodes 993 amino acids.
ACUGCAGACAGCCAUCUCGAUUUACGGCUCGGGAAGGCCCUUCCUAACAGCAAUAUUACCCCCAGGGUCAGUCCCCCCAAACUGAUUGUCAGUCCUUUUGGGACAAACCUAAACCAUUCAGCAACCAAUGUCAGCCAUUUCGUGGAACAACCGACACUUCUGACGUCAAAAAUGACUCGUCUCAGACCCCUCUCAUAGGAGGCCACUUGAGCCUCUUCCUGGACUGGUGGGCACUAAUCACGACGGACCAUUGGGUCCUUCACACCCUCGAAUUCGGACUUUCUCUGGAGUUCCUCUCCAGCCCCCUAACCACUUCAUACCAUGCCCUGUCUACAAUAAUCCCACCAAACAAAGUCUCAUGGAGCGGGCGAUCCAGCACCUCCUUGAGAUCAAAGCAGUAGAGAAUGUUCCUCCAGAGCAAUGGAGACAGGGGUUCUACUCCAUCCUGUUCGUGGUGCCGAAGCGUUCGGGGGGGCUGGAGGGUGAUCCUAGAUCUAAAAGCCCUCAACACCCACCUGGUCUACAGGAGGUUCAAGAUGAGUUCUCUCAGAUCAAUCUUGGAGAGAAUCCGCCCAGGAGAAUUCCUAGCCUCCAUAGACUUUUUAGAGGCCUAUCUCCACAUCCCUAUUUCAGUUCCUCACAGGAGAUACCUCUGCUUCAGUUAUGUGGGUCGCCAUCUGCAAUACUGUGCCCUUCCAUUCAGACUGGCAUCGGUCCUGCACAGCUUCACCAAAAUUCUAGCUGCCCUCGUAGCCCACUUCCGAUUGGUCCCGAUAAGAUUGCAAGCCUACCUGGACGACAUCUUAGUCCAGGCCCCCUCUCUGAUGAAGGCUCAGCAAGACUUACACCUGACCUUGCAAGCCUUCCAAAAUCACAGGUUCUUAGUCAACCACCCAAAGAGCCAUCUUAUUCCUGUAACCAGGAUCACUCACCUCAGUGCCAUUAUCGACACUGAACUGGGUCAAGUGUUUGUCUCCCAAGAAAGGAGGGACAACAUCAGGCUUCUCAUCCAACAAGUAGUUGGGGACCCAUGGCUAACCCUGGCAACCUUAACAAUGUUGCUGGGCAAGAUGACAUCCUGCAUACACAUAGUUCCUUGGGCCCGCCUCCAUUCAAGAGGGCUCCAAUGGUUCCUCUUACCCUAUCAGUGAGCCAAAGCUUCGACAACUCACACCAAGGUCAGGCUUCCUCUGUCUGUUCGGAGAUCCCUCCACUGAUGGGAGUCCCCCUCCCUAGACAAGGGCUGCGUCUUCACGGACGUUCACCGAGUCACGGUCACCACCGAUGCCAGCCUUUAUGGCUGGGGGGCAUACCUCAACUCCCUUGUAGUUCAGGGCCGCUGGUCUCCGAUAGAGGCCAGCAACAACAUCAACUGGCUGGAGUUGAAGGUGAUUCAUCUGGCCCUACAACAGUUUCAACAGACAGUACGGGGCCAUCACGUCCUGAUACUUACGGACAACACUUCGGCGAAAGUCAUGAGACCCAUGUCAACUGCCAAGGUGGGACACGACCCAAGUGCCUAAUGCAGGAAGCCCUCUGCCUAGGGAGAUGGGCGGAAGUGAAUGUCUUCUCCCUCAGGGCAGACCACAUCGCAGGCUCAGAGAACGCACAGGUGGACUUCUUGAGCAGGAACACGGUGGAUGCUGCAAAGUGGCGGCUUCACCCUGACAUUUUCAAUGACGUCUGCAGCCGCUUUGGACUGCCGCAAGUGGAUCUCUUCACCUCUCUACAGAACAAGCAGCUCCCUUGCUUCUUCUAGAGGUAUCCCAUUCCAGGUGCAGAAGCAACAGAUGCUCUCCAGAGUGAUUGGCCUCCUGGCCUGCUAUAUCUGUUUCCUCCCCUUCCCUUUAUUCAGGGAGUGGUUCGCAAAGUCAUAGCAGAAAGUGCAGAACUCAUUCUGAUCGCACCUCAUUGGCCACGGAGGCCAUGAUUUGCAGACCUGAUAGUUCUCUCUGUCUCACCGCCUUGGAGGAUUCCUCCAGAGAGGAUCGUUCUCAGCCAGGGGUCAUUUGUCAUCCGGAGCCCCAAUGGCUCCAGUUGACCAUCUAGCAUUUGAAGGGGUCCUCUUGAGAAAUAAGAACUACUCUGAGCGGGUCAUUCAGACCAUGCAGGCGGACAGGAAACAGUCUACCAUCCGACUGUCUGGCAUUACUUGGAAGGUAUUUACAUCUUGGUGUAUGGCGCGCGAUACUAACCCUGUCUCAGCUUCAGUCCCACAGGUUUUGGAAUUCCUGCAGGAUGGACUGGACAAAGGGCUAGCCUACAACAACAUCAGGCGGCACGUGGCAGCCCUUUCCACCGUCUUAGCUACUUCAGACAGGGAGUCCCUGGCACUACAUCCUGACAUCUGCAGGUUCCUGCAAGGCACACGUAAGCUUAAAUCUUCUACAAUUCACCGUUACCCUACUUGGGAUUUACCCAAGGUUCUAAAGGCGCUCACCGAGCCUCCCUUUGAACCUUUACAAGACAUGAGCCUCAGAUAUCUCGCCCUUAAGGUGGUUUUCGUGGUGGCCAUUGCAUCAGCCCAGCGCAUUUCUGAAAUUGCAGCUCUAUCAGUCAGACACGACCUCUGCAUAAUUCAUCCAGACAAGGUCAUCCUACGGUUAGAUCUGUCAUUUGUGCCCAAGGUUAACUCCUACUUCCACAGAGCACAGGAGGUUAUCCUACCCAACUUCUGAGGCCUUCCCAUGCCUUGGAACGGAAGUGACAUACGUUGGAUGUCCGGCGAGCCCUUAAGAUAUAUAUCGCUCGCAUCGCAUCCACCAGUUAGUCUGAGGCCCUAUUCGUGUCUUUCCAGUCAACCAUGUUGGGCACUAAGGUGUCUCCUCACAUGAUUGGCCACUGGAUCAGGGCAUGCAUUGCACGUGCCUAUGACCUUCACACACUACCUGUUCCUAAGCGCAUUACUGCGCAUUCAACUCAUAGCACAGCAACCACCGCUGCAUGGGUCACGCAAGCCUCCCUUGAGGACGUAUGUAGGGCAGCUAUCUGGACCACUCCUUGGCUGUUUAUUAAACACUAUAAAUUGGAUGUAUAUGCUUCUGCGGAGGCAUCCUUCGGCAGGAGGGCAUUACAACAGGUACAUUUGGCCUCGGGCGCUCUGGGACCAUCGACUUCCCACCCGUAGGACUGCCAAGCUUUGGUAUGUCCCAUCUCUUGCACACUCUGCAACUCAUUUGGAGAACGGUCUUACCAUGAAUGCCGUUUCUUGGGUAGAACUGCAGAGUGUUCCAGACCCCACCCUAUUUGGACGGUCCGGAGCAACACUUGGUUUCCUACUAAUGUUAUGGCUGAGAUUCUCUUUCAGUCUGACUUCGUUGAAAAACUGGAGUCGAUGGAGGCAUAUGGAGGCGUGACCAUAAAAAGUUACAUCUCAAUCUCCAGGCAGAUCCAUUGUAACAACCCAUCUCAUCUCUGGCACACUCUGCAGCUGUACCCGAGAAACAGUGUUCAUGGGUUUGAAACAAAACUUCAGACAGGAAUCCUUGGGACCUGACACAAUGGAGACGGAAAGUGAGCAGAAUUCAAAUUCAGCCAGUGGCAGCUCAGGCUCUGGUGGAAGCGCUCGCCCUCAGAUAUCACAAAUGACACUCUAUGAGCGGCAGGCAGUUCAGGCCCUUCAAGCACUGCAGCGACAACCCAAUGCAGCCCAAUACUUUCAUCAAUUUAUGCUUCAACAACAGCUCAAUAGUGCUCAACUUCACAGUCUGGCUGCAGUCCAGCAGGCCACAAUUGCAGCCAGCAGACAGGCAGGCUCUCCAAACACAAGCUCCCCUCAGCAGACAGCCACCACACAGGCUUCAAUUAAUCUGGCUACCACAUCAGCUGCACAGUUAAUCAGUCGCUCACAAAGCGUGAGUUCACCUGGUUCCACAACACUGACACAAUCAGUCCUUCUAGGGAACACCACUUCACCACCUCUUAACCAGUCACAAGCACAAAUGUAUCUUCGGCCGCAGCUGGGGAACCUGUUGCAGGUGAACCGGACCUUGGGCCGCAAUGUACCUCUUACUUCCCAGCUCAUCUUGAUGCCAAAUGGGGCUGUGGCUGCUGUUCAGCAGGAAUCGCCUUCCACUCAUGCUCCUGGGGUCCAAACAGACACAGACCAGGUGCAGAAUUUGGCUGUCAGGAGCCAGCAGACUUCAGUAGCUAAUGCAUCACUUCAAGCUUCUACUCCAAAGGCUACUUUGCCAGGGAAUUCCCAGUCUUCAGUAAUACCCCAAGCUGCCCAUGCUGGCCAGACUUUGACAGUAACACAAGCAUCUUCUGGCAAUGUAGGCCAGUCACUCAAUCUCAGCCAAGGUGCAGGAAGUAAUGGCAUUUCUGGAGGCAUGGCCUCGUCAGUAGGGAGUCAUGCUACCACUGGGUUGAACCAGUCAACUUCAUCUGGCCCAGGAUCCAACUAUCAAAGGAAAGGCACUGGUGUAGUUCAGCCUUUACCAGUACCUUCUACUCCUCAGGCAGUGACUGUGAGCCAAGGAAGUCAGACAGAGGCAGACAGUGUGGCAGCAAAGAAGGCUGAAGGUGAUGGUAACGGGCAACAGACUGUGGGCAUGAAUCUGACAAGGACAGCUACACCAGCUCCAAGUCAAACUUUGAUCAGCUCUGCCACGUAUACCCAAAUCCAGCCUCAUUCACUGAUCCAGCAACAGCAGCAAAUUCACCUCCAGAAGCAAGUGGUGAUCCAGCAACAAAUUGCUAUCCAUCACCAGCAGCCAUUCCAGCAUCGUCAGUCCCAACUCCUGCACACUGCUACACACCUCCAGCUGGCCCAGCAGCAGCAGCAAGCUCCACCUAUGACCCAACAGCAGCAAGGGUCAUCACAAGUUCCACAACAGACCCCAUCUCUUCAUGGCCAACAGCAAGCCCAAACUCUUGUUGUCCAGCCCAUGUUGCAGUCACAACUUCAGCCAGUGCAGCUCCAGCAGGACAGUCAUUGCCAGACAGUCACUAAGACCCCUGUCCCUAUUCAGUCCAAGCCUCCUAUAGCCUCUCUGAAACCCCCACAAAUUGGUGCUGCCAAAAUGUCAGCCUCCCAGCAGCCCCCACCUCAUAUACCAGUACAGGUGGUAGGAAAUCGCCAGCAAGGUUCAGCUCAGGCAUUAGGACUUCCUCAGAUUAACACAGCUGUGCAGCCCCCCCGGGGUGUGCCAGCUUUAAUGCAGCCAGUAUCCCAAACCCAUACAGCAUCCUCAUUAGCACAGAUCUCUUCCCCUUCUUCUUCCUCUUCUUCAGUAUCAUCAUCACCACCACCACCUUCUCUACAAGAAGCCCUUCCUCCGCUCACCUCUGGAGCCAAUGUAGCACAGGGCACAGCGCAGAGCAAGCCCCAGGCUUUGGCAAUCAAGCGCAAGGCAGAAUCUGAAGAGGAGAGAGAGGAUUGUAGUGCACCAUCUUUACAGGCUGUCAGAUCUUCUCCUGUGGCUGAGAGCCCCAAAUUCACAGAAGAUAAGGGUGGCCUUGGAGAGAAGACUGACUCUUUCACCAGUGGUACUCUAAAUGCAUCCCCAAGUGAUCCCAACUCUGCAAAUCCAACAAUUGCUUCUGUUCCUACACUGGCUAUGUUGUCACGUCAGACUGGAGAUUCCAAACCUCCACAAGCCAUAGUCAAGCCUCAGAUUCUUACACAUAUCAUAGAGGGCUUUGUCAUUCAAGAAGGGGCAGAGCCUUUCCCGGUGGGCUACUCUCAGUUCCUUAAAGACUUUGAAAAGCCUCUUCAAGGGGCCACUCCUUCUAGGCAAUCUAACAACCAACCCAGCAACUCUCCUGGAGUAGAAAGUUUAACUGUUGAUCAAGACAAGAAAGGAAACUUGCUGAAAUGUGAGUUCUGUGGCAAAUAUGGCCCUGCCAGUCAGUUCCGUGGUUCCAAGAGGUUCUGUUCUGUAACAUGUGCAAAAAGAUAUAAUGUGAGCUGCAGCCACCAAAUACGUCUGCAAAGGAAAAAAAUAAAAGAAUUCCAAGAAGCAAACUAUGCUCGUCGUCGACGUGGACCCCGCCGCAACAGCUCUGAGAUUGCUCGAGCCAAAAUCCAGGGCAAGCAUCACCAGGGCCAAGAAGAUUCAAGCAGAGGAUCUGAUAAUUCUAGUUAUGAUGAAACACUCUCCCCCACAUCACCGGGACCUCUUUCAGUGAGAUCUAGUCAUGGAGAGCGAGACCUUGUCAAUUCCAGCAUGACUCAGCCUAUUUCUGACUUGCAUGGUAUCAAUCCAAUUUUCCUGUCCAGCAAUCCUAGCCGCUGGAGUGUGGAGGAAGUAUACGAGUUCAUUGCAUCCCUACAAGGCUGCCAGGAGAUUGCAGAGGAAUUUCGCUCCCAGGAGAUAGAUGGCCAGGCCUUGCUUCUGCUAAAAGAAGAACAUCUCAUGAGUGCCAUGAAUAUCAAAUUGGGUCCAGCUCUCAAAAUCUGUGCCAAAAUCAACAUUCUUAAAGAGACCUAACACUGGAAUGCAGAUUUUCUUUCUUUCCUAGUUGUAAUGAAUACACUAAAUGCAAGACUUUUUUUCUUUCACAAGCCUAUGUCAUGGUGAUACUUGGGGAGGAAUAACUCCCUUGGAGGCCUUGAAACCUCUCAUCAAAAGCAUAGAAUAUCUUCUGCUGUGCUAUGAAUUGUUCCUGAUGGAAAAAGGCAAAAAAAAGUUUUAUGCUGCAGCUGCUGUGAAUCCUUCCUAUCAAGUUGCUGGAUUCUAAUAUUUUUCUCCCAGUAGAAUCGUUCUUUCCAUGUGGUUUCAAUUUCAGGGGACCAAUUGGUACUGAAUCAUUUUUCCUGCUAAAGGCUUCUGUUUGGAACAGUAAAGAAAUGAGUUUUAAAUGACAUCUUUUCUAAUUGAAGUGUUGAUUGAAGGUAAGUAGUAACUUGAUUUGAUAUGAUAACUUCCUGGAGGGAACGUUAAUUGAACAUUAAAGACUAGAGCUGGCCCAGUCUAAUGGGACUCUCCAGAAGACAUUAUUUCUGAUACCACAUCAGAGGGGUUAAAUAUUAAUUCCGCUUGUGUCUCUUGUGUUUGGAGAAAAAUUACUCAAGAGCCAAAGGAGAAUCCAACGCUAUUGAAGCUCCAAGUGUUUCAUCCUGCUUUUUAAAAAAUUGUCGUCUUUGGUUUUUAUAUCUUACCCUUUCCCUUACGAGAGAGCAUAUGGGACAAACUUUCUGCUAUCAGGUUUGUAUCUUCUGUCCAAAGCCUGUUUAUUUUUGUUUAUUAAGCAAAUUAUUCAGUAAAAGGAAUGCUUCAUAAACAAUAUUGCAAUC